Molecule: messenger RNA, 537 nt
Organism: Entamoeba invadens IP1
Lineage: Eukaryota; Evosea; Mastigamoebida; Endamoebidae
Exons: 2
Coding region: 1-537 (178 amino acids)
Source: RefSeq, a predicted model, not a curated record
AUGUCCCAACACGACACAACAACACCUCAUUCACCACAAGAGCAAACAUUGCCAGAAACAAAAGACAAUUCGAACACACUCAACAACCAACCACAACCUUCUCAAAAGAAAUCGUCUAUUUUUAAAGAAUCAAAAUCGCCAUUUAAAGGGUUGUACGGCUCAACACCACUUUUCCAAAACUUGGAGUAUAACAACUUAACUCGUGACUUGCGAGAAAAAUACGGAAAGGGGAUUGUUUUAAAGGGUGAUAAGAAUGCAGACAAUGACAUGGAUGUGAGCGAAGCAAUCAAUAUUUUAGUCACAAUGGUGGUUUGUGCAAUGGCGUUAGGGUUUGUUGGGUAUGGAUAUGGUGGUGUUGUAUACGCAGGGCUUGGCGCUGCAAUAGGAAUUUUUCUUGGAAUGAUUGCUGACACGUUGCUCGUCAUCAUUUACUCGAGCGACAUGUACAAGAAAAAACAUCAGAAACAGAAGAACCUUAAAAUCCAGCCAAAGCGUCCGCAAAAUCCAAACAAUAACGAACACCCAAAAACAGACUGA